This is a messenger RNA of Magallana angulata, 1517 nucleotides long. RefSeq names its product UDP-GlcNAc:betaGal beta-1,3-N-acetylglucosaminyltransferase-like protein 1. Bases 139 to 1173 code for a protein of 344 amino acids. Lineage: Eukaryota; Metazoa; Mollusca; Bivalvia; Ostreida; Ostreidae. The transcript is spliced from 12 exons. The record is from RefSeq and is a predicted model, not a curated record.
CCUCAGUUUAUAAUUUGACAACAAACCGAGUUCACUCGGAGUUGCAAACAUUUUAGCUAAAAAAUUCAAAACGAUAAUUUGUCACAAUACCUACGUUGAACGAAUAUUUAAAAGGGUUGUUAACAAUUGGUUUACCGUAUGACAGAUGUGAGUAUUAUCAUACCUGUAUACAAUGGUGAUAAAUGGAUAGAUGAUUGCCUUAGGUCUGUGGAGACUCAAAAUUUUAAUGGGAAAUUGGAAGUGUCCAUUUUUAAUGAUGGUUCAACAGAUGGCACUAUUUCUAAACUGGAAGAAUGGAGGGAAACCUUGAGAGAGAAGUCUAUAUCAGUGACAAUUGGUGGCCACACUUCAAAUCCAAGAGGAGUGGGUUAUGCUAAGAAUCAAGCUGUGGAACAGAGCAGCGGAGUCUAUCUGUGUUUUCAGGACAUUGAUGAUGUGAUGUCACCAGACCGAGUGUCUAAACAGUAUCAGGCUGCUAGAUCAGAGCAGAACAGUAUCAUAGGUAGCAAGUUCCACAGGGAACCCGAGGGGUCCACAGAGAGGUUUACUAAGUGGGCCAAUACUCUGUCACAGGACCAGCUGUACUCUCAGAUUUAUACGUCGCAUGGGCCUACCCUCAUCAUGCCUACCUGGUUUUGUCAUCGAUCUGUUUACAACAAAGCUGGCGGCUUCAGUGAGGGUGGAAAAGGUGUGCCAGAAGAUCUGAUCUUUUUCCUUCGCCAUUUGGAGCUGGGUGGGGGACUGUGUCGCGUGGACGCAGAUCUUCUCAUGUACAGGUACCACCCAGGGGCCACCACAUUCUCCAUACACGAAGAUACCAUAUGGGAAAUAAGAAUGGAAUAUAUCCAGAAACAGGUCCUAGACAAGUGGGAGUCAUUUACAAUCUGGAAUGCUGGGAAACAAGGAAAGAAAUUCUACAGAAAUCUGUCGACGACCAAUCAGAGGAAGGUUGCAGCAUUCUGUGAUGUAGAUCCGAAAAAGAUCAAGUGUGGAGCAUACAUUUAUCAUGAAUCCAAGGAAAAGAUCAAACCAACAGUACCAAUUGUGCAUUUCCAAUCUGCCAAACCCCCUUUCAUUAUCUGCAUGAAAUUGGAUUUGACUGGAGGAGAAUUUGAGAAGAAUUUGGCCUCACUGAAUCUCAAAGAGGGAGUUGAUUUCUUCCACUUUAACUAGGCUAAGCUAGAAUACAUUAAAAUGCAAAUAACUUUGGGAUGUUUGAUGGAUAUACUCCUGCAAGAUCCCAGGGUGGAGAAAAAAUAUGCAAAAUACUGGUAUACUCUGAAUAAUGUUGCCUCUAAAUAAAAAGAAAAUACUACUUUAAGGAUUAACUUAAUUUAUCUGUAGCGGACAUUUAACAGUCAUAGGCUUUAUCUGUAGCUAUGUGUAAAUUAGCAUUUAUAGAAGUGUUUCCCACAAAUCGUCUAUGAAAUGCUGAUGUGGACUGUUUAAAUGAAAAUUCCCGUGAAAGAAGUUGUCAGAUCAAUAAACCUAUAAAACAAUAAAUAAAAUAAUAUGUA